Drosophila biarmipes is the source of this 4654-nucleotide messenger RNA. RefSeq names its product protein spire (gene spir). Gene Ontology annotation, biological process: intracellular transport; Golgi vesicle transport; actin filament network formation. The coding region runs from base 578 to 3646 and encodes 1022 amino acids. Lineage: Eukaryota; Metazoa; Arthropoda; Insecta; Diptera; Drosophilidae. The record is from RefSeq and is a predicted model, not a curated record. Gene Ontology annotation, molecular function: actin binding. The transcript has 17 exons. Gene Ontology annotation, cellular component: cytoplasmic vesicle membrane; cell cortex.
GUAAAAUUUAAGUCGCGGCGAGCGGACGUGUUUUAAAAUUAAGAGCGGCAAAACAGAGCGAAUAAAGUGCGAUAACCAGCAGAAACAGAGAUUUGCAGUCACCAAGAAAAGCGAAUAGAAAAUAAAUAAGGCGAAGUGCGUGAUUCGCAACCCAGCCAGUGUUGUGAAACUCCCGGCAGUAUCUAACGGCAAUCUGCGAAUGCCGACUCAAAAAGUGCCAGCAAAAACGUGACGCCAGUUUUUCAAAAUUCUCGAGCCGAAAAUCAUGUGUUUUUUGUUAUACCCUUGUGUUUUGUGUUAAACGUAGCUGACGACAAACAAAGUAUUAAAUUGAGUGCGGCGAAAAUACCCAGCCUUGUGUUGUUGUUACCAUUAAAUUCCCCUUGCCUUGCCCGCCCGCACACACACGCACACACCACAAAACCGAAAAAAAGUGCAGCAAAAAUAAACCAAAAACAAACCGCUAAAUUUGCAGGUUAGCCAGCCCUUCCCAAAGGGGCGCAAAAAAUCAAUUAUAUGUUGGCCAGUGCCGGGUUUGCCGUGGAAUCGGGUUGAGGACCAUCGAUAGCCACACAUCAUGACGGAGCACCAGGCGGAGGAGCAGGCGGCCCCGCCUCCCAGCAAGGUCAAGGCCGCGCCCACGCCCACGCCCAGCUCGAAGUUCAAGGACGCCAAGGAGGAGGGCUUCCUGUCCACCUCGCCGGACAGCGCCAAUGGCGACGCCCAGCAGAAGCCGCCCGCGGACCAGCUGGCCAUGUCCUCCGCCGGCCUGCAUCCGGAGAAGCCGGGCGCAGCCCGCCCCCUCAUCCUGCAGGCCUUCCACCAGUGCUCCACGCCGGAGCAGUGCGUCACGCUGCACAACAUCCUGGACUCCUUCAAGGCGCCCCUCUCCGAGGACCAGGCCUGGGCCCUCAUCCACCAGUUCGCCGGCCUCUACCACCAGGUGGCCGUGCAGGCCCACACCUGCGCCGCGGACUACGAGGCGGCGCUGCCCACCGGAUUCGAGCUGCACUUCCACCGCGACGGCAGCGUCCACUUCUCCGGCCAGGAGCGGCUGCCCCGGGAGCAGAGCCUGCCCCAGGAGCGGAGCGCCCGGGAGCCGGACGCGGUCGGGGAUCAGCCGGACCACAGCGCCAGCAGCAGCGGCGACAGCAGCGCCGUCGUCAUCAACAGAGCCUUCGACAACAACCAUCAUCACCAUCACCAUCACCACCACACGCCGCUCGUCGUUUCGCAUAGAAAGAUUAUCAGCGAACUAGCGGAGAUCGUCUACACUGCAUUGGACUACAAUCUGCCAGAGGACGAGGAGUGCCAAAUGUCGCAGGAGCUGGAGAACCUCUUCAACUUUAUGACGGCGGAUGAGGCAGACGACGAUUGCAUUGACGAGGGCAUCGACGAGGGCGACAAGCGCUGGGACGACGACUCCGAGGAGGAGCGCAACGAUACCAAAGAACUAGAGCACAUAAUCGAGACCUGCAGAAAUCACAUAAAAACCACCCUGCCCGAGAACCACUACAAGGCUGUUUGCCGAGCCCUCGUGACCGAGACCAUAGAGCUCCGAGUCUUUCUGCAGCAGGUCCUGAACAAUGCAGGUGCCGAGAAGCUGAUCAAGGCCUCGGAAUCGUCGACCACCACGCAGCAAGAACUGGCGAAGCUGGGCUUCAACGACUGGGCACGCUUCUGGGUGCAGGUGAUCGACGAACUGCGGCGGGGAGUGCGCCUGAAGAAGAGCAACCACGAGCGCACACCCAUCGAGUACGAGCUGACGCCCUACGAAAUACUCAUGGGCGACAUCAGAGCCAAAAAGUAUCAAUUGCGCAAGGUGAUGGUGAACGGCGAUAUUCCGCCGCGCGUCAAGAAAGAUGCCCACGCCAUGAUCUUGGAGUUCAUCAGGUCACGGCCGCCGCUGAAGAAGGCCAGCGAGCGCCAACUGGGGCCGCCGCGCAUCUGUGAGCCUUCUCCGCGGGAGCAGCUGAUGGAGUCCAUUCGGAAGGGCAAGGAGCUAAAGCAGAUCACACCGCCGGAGGCGCCGACCCUGAGGCAAAGGAUGCUUCCAAGUGCAAACUCCACGCUGUCACGAUCGAGACAGAGGCUCAUCAAAGUGGAUUUCUCCAAGUUCCAGGACGAGGAUCUCUUCUACGACGAGUCCAGCAUCAGCAGCUCCCACUCCACAGCGGCCACCCACCAGCAGCAGCACCAGCAGCAUCCGCACCUGGCCGAGAUGCACCGCUGCUCGCAGCCCAAGAUGCCGCCGUACCCCUUCGGUGGCUACAUGGUGCCCAGCCAGGCACGACAAGAUUGCCGGGAGACGGCGACGCUGAUGCGGCCCCGACGCACAAUGGACCCAGCCAGACAGGCGGCGCCUCCCGAGGAGCCAUCCUUCACGGAGGACGAGUACCACAGGUUCUACGACACGGCCCUGGAAUCCUACGACCUGGCCACUCAGUGCGAGUCGAGGAGGGCUUCCCUGCGCCGCCACACCAUCGUGGGCUGCCAGAGCAACCUGGACGAGACGCACUCCAUGCCGCCCACGCGGCCCGAGUCGCGUCAAUCGGACGACGUCAACAAGGAGACGCCCAAGAGAAGUCCUGCGAACCAGGCCCAUCCCCCAGACGAGGCCAGUUCAACAUCCUCGCUUGGGCCAUGGAACAAGUCCUUCAUGGACAAGCAGACCUGGAUGGAACGGGGGGACGAUCGCCUCUCCGUCACGCUGGCGGAGAUCGUUCACAUCCGUUCCGUCAUGACCAAGGCGGAGCUGGAGGGCCUGCCGAUGGACGUGCGCGUCAAGGAGGAUGUUGAAAAGCGGCGCGUCUGCUUCCUGUGCCUGCGGACGCGCUUCUCGUUCUUCGGCCCCUGGGGCAUCCAGUGCAAGCUGUGCCAGCGCACCGUCUGCGCCAAGUGCUACACCAAGAUGCGCAUUCCCUCGGAGCACUUCCGCAACGUGCCCCUCGUGCUGAUCUCGCCAUCGCUGCUGUCCAGUCCGGCCAGCUCGAGCACCCCGUCACCCUCCCAUCACGCCCAGCAGGCGCACUCGUCCUCGACGGGGAACAUCAUGGAUGACCAGUUCCCCAAGUCGCUGAUCGAGCGUCUCCUGCGCUCCGAGUCAGAUCGAAAGACUCGCAGCACUGUGGGCAGUGCCCCGUCAUCACCCAAGCACCAAAGAUCAAACAUGAGCACGCCGGGCAUUAGCGUGGGCCCCGGAGCACACUCUUCCUCGGCCGCCACUGGGCAGGCUGUGGAGGCACUGCACGACCAGGCGACCAUGUCGGCCUCCUACUCCGCGGCCAUGCGACCCUCGGGCGUUCAUCAGCAGCAGAAGCAGCACUACAACAACGCCAUGUCGAGGAGCAUGGAGGGACCGCGGAGUCUGCCCGUGCACAGCCCAGCAUAUCGACCGCUCUCCAACAACAGCACGCUGGAGAGGAAAUCCCGCUUCUCGAGGGGCUUCAACUUGUUCUCCUCGGGCAGCCACCUGGCCCAGACGCAGGAGCAGAAGGAGAACCUGCGGGGCGAGCAGGUGACCGUGUGCAACGACUGCCAGGGCCUGGUCAACGAGAUCACAAGCUCCGUGAAGCAGAAGCGCAGCUCCGCCCGGAACCGCACCAUUCAGAAUCUCACCCUGGAUCUGACGCCCGUCUGGAAGUAGGCGGGAUCGGAUGGAUCACUAGGCAGUGCGUUUGAAGACCGUAGGAUGGUCGCCAUGGAGUUCUAACGACUGACUUGGCUCUAUAUCGCUAUACUUACCAAUAUUGACCCAAUGACCUGGAUUGACUCACCGACGGACAGCCGACAACGGACGCUAUUUGAUAACUGACCACGUUUCCAGAACUGUUUUGAAUUUUCAUUCUCACCGUGACUGUUUUAGGGCCUUCGGAACGCACUUCAAUAAUUAGCUAUUUACGAAUACGUGGAUUAGAUCGACUGUUGUACACUUAAAGGAUAGGGCCCCAAGGAGCCCCGUUUGUAAAUCGUGUUAGUCUAGUGAAUAAGCAAUGGAGAAUACCGAGAAUUCCUGGCUGAAGCUUUGUACAUUUUCUGCCGGCUACAGAGAGAUCCGCUUGAGCGCACCCCACCACAUACUAUUUAUAGAGGAGAUAACCCACGUCGCUACACAUUAUAUUAUCGCAGUACGAUCCCGUUGUUUAUAACUGUUUAAUUUAUGCGUAAAUGUUGACUAAGUACAUAUGAAUAAUCGUAACUCUUGUAUCCGCGUAUAUCAAGUGCACAUAUAUUCGAUCUUAGUUGUAAACCCGGCUCCUGCUCUCGAUUUAGCAUGAGCAAAGUAUCGUACGGAAUACAUACAUCCAUAUUCGCUAUACAAUUCCCAGUUCGGAGAAGGAAUUUCGGUUGUUUAAUGUUGAAGAUACUUAAACAAGAAUGUUGUGAAUCUUUGUGCUUGCGCAGAUCUUUGUUUACCUUGUGAAGUUUUCGUUUCGUUCCCCCAUUAACUACAACGUCAAUGUAUAACGCAAGAACCACUUGAUAGCUAAUUUAAUUUUAGUCGGCGUUGCAAUGCAAGCCAAACUACUUAGUUAAUUCUUUAGUUUUAAUGCUCCCCUAAGUGCGUCUAUUUUGUAAGCGACCUCUAUUUAAUUGUAAAAGCUGAUGAUGCAAAGCGAACCCAUAACGAAAUCAUUAAACUACCUAAUUGUAA